Molecule: messenger RNA, 3285 nt
Organism: Folsomia candida
Lineage: Eukaryota; Metazoa; Arthropoda; Collembola; Entomobryomorpha; Isotomidae
Product: electroneutral sodium bicarbonate exchanger 1
Exons: 13
Coding region: 259-3015 (918 amino acids)
Biological process (GO): transmembrane transport; monoatomic anion transport; regulation of intracellular pH
Cellular component (GO): plasma membrane
Molecular function (GO): sodium:bicarbonate symporter activity; monoatomic anion transmembrane transporter activity; solute:inorganic anion antiporter activity
Source: RefSeq, a predicted model, not a curated record
CCUACGAAUCGAGAUUCCGCUCUCACAAUCCUCUCCUAUAAAACAAUGAACUUGAGGUAGCCAAGCCAUUCCACAAUUUGGUCCACGACGGACCCCAAUCCAAAGUUACCUAUCUGCCUGACUCCUCAGGUGUAUAACUUACUUAUUACCUUAUUUAAGUCUGGAAAUAACCAGCCCCAAACACGAAGAAGAAGGAGAAGAAUAUAGGCACGAGUAAGAAGAAGAACAAGUAGAAUUUAACGACCUAGAGCAACAAUCAUGGACAACUUGAGUACCACUUGGGAUACUCACCUCCACGCGAAUGGAGCUCCAAGAAUGAGCUUCCAAGCCGAUCUACCCCCCUCGGGGGACUACCCGCUCUUCAUCGAGAUGGCCCAAUUCUCCAGCACGGCGCUCUCCGAGGAGUGGCGCGAGGCUGCGAGAUGGGUGAAAUACGAGGAAGAUAUCGAAGAGGGUGGCCAAAGAUGGAGCAAACCGUACGUGUCCGCGAUCCAGCUCAGCGCUUGCAACGAGCUGCGACGCAUCCUAGAAAAUGCCGAGGUUCACCUUGACUUUGAGUGCGACAAUGAAGAGAAAGCGAGCCGCGUCCUGGUCGAGGCGUGGACCAACUCGGGCGCCAUUACGGAGUCGGAAAGACCCAGAAUUUUACAAACCCUCCUCAGACCCCAUGUCCAUCUUUAUGAGACGAAUUCCUCCCUCAUGACCAUGUUCAAGAAGCAGAAGACCCCUCCACCCACCCCAACACCCACCCCGGCGCAACACACCCCUGCACAACCCACCAGUAAUGGGCAUCAGAAAACUCUCCAUCCCCCCGACCUUAAACGGAGAGGAAGCAUGUUAUCCGUCGUUUAUCAACCACAGACAAAAGACGACAAACAGAAAAACAAGCAAUUUUUGCGAAAAAUACCAAAAAAUUCAGAGUGUGCAAAUAUCAUGGUGGGCACGGUACCAGUCUUGCUCAAACCUGUUGCUGCUUUUGUAAGACUGAAGGAACCCUCCGUGCUCGGGAACUUUACAGAAGUUCCCCUUCCGACGAGAUUCAUUUUCGUGCUUUUGGUCCCACCCGGCACAAAAUACAUCGAGAUUGGACGAGCAAUGGGGACUCUCCUGACAGAUCCUGGCUUCAAAGAAAUGGCGUAUUGUGCUUCCAGCAAGGAAAGACUUUUGAAGGGGAUCGACAACUUUUUGAACACGACCUCCAUCCUCCCACCCGCCGUUUGGGAUGCCUCGAUUCGACUCGAACCACACGUUCAGGAAACCGGUGGUCACGGCGGAGGCAGUGAGGAUGGCGACGGUGAAGGAGGUGACGACGGGGGACUGAACAGAACUGGCAGACUGUUCGGUGGGCUGUUCAACGAUCUUAAACGAAAAAUCCCUUGGUACCCGUCCGACUUUAGGGAUGCGAUUUCUCUUCAAGUUCUGGCCACGUGGAUGUUUUUAUAUUUUGCUUGUCUAACUCCCAUGAUCACAUUUGGUGGUUUAAUGGGCGAAGCGACGCAUAAUGCGAUGGGCACAAUGGAGACGAUGGUGGCAGGAUGUGUUUGUGGUAUCGGAUUCGCUCUGUUUAGUGGGCAACCUUUGAUCAUUUUGGGGUCGACGGGGCCUGUUCUUGUAUUCGAGAAAAUCCUUGUCAAUUUUGCAGAGAGUAACGAGUUGGAUUAUCUCGAAUUUCGACUCUGGGUUGGAGUGUGGAUCGCAGCAAUUUUAAUGAUACUCGUCGCAACGGACGCCAGCUCCCUGGUCCGAUAUAUAACCCGCUUCACGGAGGAUAACUUUGCCACAUUGAUCGCCUGCAUUUUUAUGUUUGAGGCAAUCAAGAACGUCAUAUCGAUCAAGGACGAAGAGGUCACUAUCGACGAUAUUGACUUAAAUUCGGGUCAGUUUUCAGACGUAGAACAAGUGGAUAUGAAUGAAACGCUGCACAAAGUUUUCAACCGGUUGGAAAACGAGACGGAGAAAUCUGUCUUUCUCAUGUCUCUCCUCCUCUUCUUUGGUACUUUCUUUGUAUCCUUUAUGCUCAAAGAAUUCCGCAUCUCUCCAUUUUUCCCGACUUGGCUGCGUUAUCUGAUUUCCGACUUUGCCGUCAUCUUGGCCAUUGCAGUCAUGACCUUGGUGGACAUCUUGGCUGAUGUGCCCACCCCAAAACUGGAAGUUCCAGAAACAUUUGCCCCCACUUCGGACGCGAGGGGCUGGUUUAUUUCGCCAAUUAACACUAAUCCCAUGUGGUCAAUCUUCGCAGCAGCAAUUCCCGCAUUGUUGGCGACAAUUCUAAUUUUCAUGGAUCAGCAGAUUACCGCCGUAAUUAUCAACAGGAAAGAUCACAAGUUGCAGAAAGGAUGCGGCUACCAUUUGGACUUGUUCGUUUUAGCGAUCCUAAUAGUGAUCGGUUCAUUCUUCGGCCUUCCUUGGUUCGUCGCAGCCACCGUGGAAAGUUUGACGAAUGUGGGCUCCCUGAAAAUGGAAUCGGAAACAGCCGCUCCGGGAGAAAAACCAAAAUUUCUCGGAGUUCGAGAACAACGCGUCUCCAAUCUGUUGGUCUUUACGACUGUGGGAUUGUCCGUGCUGCUCACUUCCGUCCUGAAAAAUGUUCCCAUGCCUGUUCUGUACGGGGUUUUUCUUUAUAUGGGAUUCUCCGCUCUGAUGAGGAUGGACCUCUUCCACAGAAUCCUGCUCCUCUUCAUGCCCCUCAAAUAUCAGCCAGAUCACGACUUUCUGAGAAAAGUGCCCCUCAAGAAGGUUCACCUCUUCACCAUCAUCCAAGUUUUGUGUCUCGCCAUUUUGUGGACGAUCAAGAGCAUACCAGCCACCGCGAUUGCGUUCCCACUCAUGUUGGUGGUGAUGAUGAUCGUCCGGAAAUUGUUGGAUUAUAUUUUCACCCGGAGUGAGCUCCUCGCCUUGGACGACGCUCUUCCUGGACAGGAAAAGACCAGCGAGGAAAAAAUGGAAGAAUUUAUCAGCAUGGAGAAGAAGCCUUCACAUGUCCCUUCAGUACAAAUUUCGUUAAGUCAAGGAUAAUUAAUUAGGUGAAACGUUACAUACAUACAUAUCUACACACAUAUUCACACAUUUAUAUUUACAUACAAAUCUAUACAUACAUACAUGCUAAUUAUUAUUGUACAUACAUUUGUAAAUACGGUAGGGAAAUAAUAAUACGGGUAGGUUUAGUUUAAGAGGCGUGCCAUUUCAUUCAACCAAAUAAACGAUGUAUAGUUACUAAUACAUAUCUUACAUAAUGACAAUACAAGCAACAAAUUCGUUAAUAAAAUGUUAUUUACUUAAUAAGUA